GAGCCACUGCGCCCGGCCCAAACUUGUCUAUCUUUAUCUCUACUUAUAGUGAGUGUCAGAUCACCCUCUUGGAAACCGGUGAUCAGAGGCCAAUGACCUCUCACAGCUGCUGGCCCUGGGGACCUAGGAGAUCCCUUUGGGAAUCCCAGGUCAACCGGGUGCCAGCUCCAUUGCUCUGGCUGUGUGGGUGGUUGUGGGUGGUGAGGCACAUAGAAAGUCACCAACGCCAGGGAAGACCAGCUCAGAAAUCCCGGUCAUGCCAAGUGCCACUCAGGGCUAUUCUCAGUCUAGUAAGUGCCCAUUGGUUUUUCCCGAAGUCCAGAGAGAAGGACACCAUCGGGGGCGCUGUAUCCCACCCGGCGCCAUCAGCCCCUGCCACCCACCACCCAGCAGCUGGAUUCCAACGGGAGUUGCGGGUGGGGGCGGAACCGGCUGCGGUCUGGGGGCGGGGCGUCCGGGCGCGGGGCGGGGCUGGCGGGAACGUGUGCACCCCCGCGCGUGGCCCCGCCCGAGCAUCCCGCGCCGACGGGGCUGUGCCGGAGCUGCUGUUCAGUGCUGCAGGCGCGCGUCAUGGCUGCUUUGAGACAGCCCCAGGUCGCGGAGCUGCUGGCCGAGGCCCGGCGAGCCUUCCGGGAGGAGUUCGGGGCCGAGCCUGAGCUGGCAGUGUCCGCGCCCGGCCGCGUCAACCUCAUCGGGGAACACACGGACUACAACCAGGGCCUGGUGCUGCCUAUGGCCCUGGAGCUCGUGACGGUGGUGGUGGGCAGCCCCCGCAAGGACGGGCUGGUGUCUCUCCUCACCACCUCUGAGGGUGCUGAUGAGCCCCAGCGGCUGCAGUUUCCACUGCCCACAGCCCAGCGCUCGCUGGAGCCUGGGACCCCUCGGUGGGCCAACUAUGUGAAGGGAGUGAUUCAGUACUACCCAGCUGCCCCCCUCCCUGGCUUCAGUGCAGUGGUGGUCAGCUCAGUGCCCCUGGGGGGUGGCCUGUCCAGCUCAGCAUCCUUGGAAGUGGCCAUGUACACGUUCCUCCAGCAGCUCUGUCCAGACUCGGGCACAAUAGCUGCCCGCGCCCAGGUGUGUCAGCAGGCUGAGCACAGCUUCGCAGGGAUGCCCUGUGGCAUCAUGGACCAGUUCAUCUCACUCAUGGGACAGAAGGGCCACGCGCUGCUCAUUGACUGCAGGUCCUUGGAGACCAGCCUGGUGCCACUCUCAGACCCCAAGCUGGCCGUGCUCAUCACCAACUCUAAUGUCCGCCACUCCCUGGGCUCCAGCGAGUACCCUGUGCGGCGGCGCCAGUGUGAAGAAGUGGCCCAGGCGCUGGGCAAGGAAAGCCUCCGGGAGGUGCAGCUGGAAGAGCUAGAGGCUGCCCGGGAACUGGUGAGCAAAGAGGGCUUCCGGCGGGCCCGGCAUGUGGUGGGGGAGAUUCAGCGCACGGCCCAGGCAGCGGCCGCCCUGAGACGUGGUGACUACAGAGCCUUUGGCCGCCUCAUGGUGGAGAGCCACCGCUCACUCAGAGACGACUAUGAGGUGAGCUGCCUGGAGCUGGACCAGCUGGUGGAGGCUGCACUUGCUGUGCCUGGGGUUUAUGGCAGCCGCAUGACGGGCGGUGGCUUCGGUGGCUGCACAGUGACACUGCUGGAGGCCUCUGCCGCUCCCCACGCCAUGCAGCACAUCCAGGAGCACUAUGGCGGGACUGCCACCUUCUACCUCUCUCAAGCGGCCGAUGGAGCCAAGGUGUUGCACUUGUGAGGAGGCCCCAGGACAGCACACGGCGAGGGUGCAGGGCCUGCAGGCCAGUCCCAUGGCUCUGUGCCUGGUGCCACCUUCCGUAUCUGGGUGCUCAAUAAACUUGUGCCUCCAACGUGG
Chlorocebus sabaeus (green monkey) is the source of this 1866-nucleotide messenger RNA. It is a transcript of the gene GALK1, whose product is annotated as galactokinase 1. Gene Ontology annotation, biological process: carbohydrate phosphorylation; galactose metabolic process. Gene Ontology annotation, molecular function: galactokinase activity; ATP binding. The record is from RefSeq and is a predicted model, not a curated record. NCBI's taxonomy places the organism in Eukaryota, Metazoa, Chordata, Mammalia, Primates, Cercopithecidae. Gene Ontology annotation, cellular component: cytoplasm; cytosol.